Messenger RNA from Danio aesculapii, 1868 nucleotides. RefSeq names its product E3 ubiquitin-protein ligase RNF14. Gene Ontology annotation, biological process: positive regulation of proteasomal ubiquitin-dependent protein catabolic process; ubiquitin-dependent protein catabolic process; protein polyubiquitination. Gene Ontology annotation, molecular function: ubiquitin conjugating enzyme binding; ubiquitin protein ligase activity; zinc ion binding. Lineage: Eukaryota; Metazoa; Chordata; Actinopteri; Cypriniformes; Danionidae. The record is from RefSeq and is a predicted model, not a curated record. Gene Ontology annotation, cellular component: ubiquitin ligase complex; cytoplasm. The transcript is spliced from 7 exons.
UGAAGCGACAGCACUACCUACUGCGCCAGUGCCUCGCCCAUCAAACUGAAAUUUUUAUAUAAAUUUUAAAGUCAAAGUUAAAGUCAACCUAACAAUAAACAUGUCCUCUUCUACACAAACUUCUAAACAUGUCUGUUAAUUUAUUUUUAUCUAUUUAUUUAGCCUUUACGUCAUCGCUUUACAGCCAGUAGUGACUGUAUUACUCCACCUGCUGUUCUGCCGACCGUCAUAAAGCAAGAAGGAGAAACAAGGAAUGGUCCAAUGUCAACUAACCUAGACGCCCAAUCUGAUGAACUGCUUGCUCUUGCAAGCAUUUACGAUAAAGAGGAAUUUUUCAGGACAGAAUCAAGUCAGAAGGGCGAGAUCCAUCUGUGCCUUGAACUUCCUUCUGACUUCAGACUACUAGUAAGAGGAAAGACAUGUGUAGAGGUUGAUAUUUCCUUUUUGCCGUCCACUAUUCUGAGUUUUGAACUGCCGACUGACUAUCCUUCAUCAUCUGCUCCAGUCUUUACUCUGAGCUCCAUAUGGCUUUCAAGAGUCCAGAUCACAGCUCUUUGCAAGAGACUGGAUGAACUUUGGGAAGAGAACAGGGGCAAUGUGGUUCUUUUUACCUGGAUCCAGUUCCUAAAGGAAGAGACUCUGCAGUUUCUGAACAUCCAGUCCCCACUCGAGAUCCAAACCAAUGGUGUCCAGCCUCAGUGUGAGUCUGCUGAGAGCCAAGCAGCAGACACUGCUGUAGAAGAGCUGGACCAGCGAGCAGUUCUAGAAGCCGAUCCUCACAGUGAUAUAUUAACCCAGCUGCUGGAUUUUAAUGAAGCUCAGAAGAAGAAGGUGUUUGAGGCCACAGUUUUUAGCUGUGGAAUUUGCUUUUCUGAGAACCUGGGCUCCAGCUUUGUGCUCUUCAAUGAGUGUCAGCAUGUGUACUGCAAGACCUGUGUUAGGGAUUACUUUGAGAUCCAGAUUAAAGAUGGCAAAGUCCAGUUUCUUUCCUGUCCUGAGGCAGAGUGCACCUCCCUGGCUACUCCUGCACAGGUGAAACUUCUCGUGAGCUAAGAAGUUUUUGCUCGCUAUGAUCGGCUCCUCCUGCAGUGGAGUCUGAACCUAAUGACUGAUGUUGUUUAUUGCCCUCGCAAAAGCUGCGGCAUGGCUGUGAUGGUUGAGCCUGACCGGACCAUGGGCAUCUGCCCCUCAUGCAAAUUUGUUUUCUGCACCCUCUGCAAUCGAGUAUACCACGCCCUCUCUCUCUGCAAAGAAAUACAAAUGGAGAACGAGCGACAUGAAAAUCAAAGUAAAGAGGAUGAAAUAUGGGUGAAGCAAAACUCUAAACAGUGUCCAACAUGUGGUGUUAAAAUACAGAAAGAUAUGGGCUGCGACAUGAUGACCUGCAGCUCCUGUCAGCAGUAUUUCUGCUGGAUCUGCGUUUCACCUCUCAAGAAAAAUGACCCCUACAGCCACUUCAGAGACGAGAAAUCUCCAUGCUUCAACCAGUAAUGCAUGGUCAAUAAUGGUUAGGUUGAUAACUGAAACUAAAAUAAGGCACUUCUUCAUGUAUUACUUCUACAAUCCAUCCAUCCACUCCUACAGGGCUGUGUUUUACUCUGGAACAAAAGUGUAGACAAGAAGAACCUUCCUGUGUCGGUGCAUGGAGGAGUUCAAAACACGCUACCACAACUGAUUUGUACUGAUAACAACAAAUCCUACACCUGCACUGUCGCCUCACAGCAAGAUGGUGGCUGGUUGGAGUCCCCUGUGGAGUUUGCAUGUUUUCCCCAUGUUGGCGUGGGGUUCCUCAGGGUGCUUCGAUUUCCCCAACAGUCAAAAGCCAUGCACUAUAUGUGAAUUGGGAAAAUAAAACAGCCGUAACGUUU